Molecule: messenger RNA, 2754 nt
Organism: Nymphalis io (European peacock)
Lineage: Eukaryota; Metazoa; Arthropoda; Insecta; Lepidoptera; Nymphalidae
Gene: Art3
Product: protein arginine N-methyltransferase 1
Exons: 1
Coding region: 90-1649 (519 amino acids)
Biological process (GO): peptidyl-arginine methylation
Cellular component (GO): nucleus
Molecular function (GO): protein-arginine N-methyltransferase activity
Source: RefSeq, a predicted model, not a curated record
UUACCGCAUGGUUUUGAUAGUUCAAAUAAUUAAGCCAUAAUAGCGUUUUUCGUUCUUAAGUAAAAAUCAAGAAUUUAUAUUUAAAUACAAUGUCUGACGUGCCUGAUUUAAGUUCCGAUGAUGAACACUAUGAAGAAGAUGAGUGGCAAGAAAUGGAAUCUAGCGAUGUUUCAGUAACGUGUUUAUUUUGUACCAAAAAUUUCUCAACUAUAGAAGAAGCUGUAGCACACUGUGAAGAAGUCCAUAAGUUUAAUUUAAAGUCCUUAAAAAUUAAAUUUAAUAUGGAUUGCUAUUCAUACAUUAAAUUGAUUAAUUACGUAAAGACCCACAAAUUGAGUUCGGAUGAGAUCAUGAGCGCUACAAAACCUCUUUGGGACAAUGAAAAGUAUCUUAAGCCUGUAGAUAAUGAUGAAUGGUUGAUGUUUGAUUUUGACACAAUAACCGAGAAGCCAACUUCGCCUAAAUCUUAUCAUGCAAAUGUCGAAAACGGUUUGGUUACACUAUCUCAAACCCACUUCACGGAACUUCAAAGAACUAUACAAACAUUAACGGAGCAGUUAAAAGAAAGUCAGACUCAUUUGCAAAUGGCAAAAGAAGAUAUGGUAACGAUGAAGGAAUCUAUGAAAUCUCUUGUGGAUGGUGGUUCUGCUAACAAUAUAGGAGAUAGUAGUUUUAUCGUUGAUUGCGUCUCUAAAGUUCCAUUAGAGAGCGACGAAGGUUACUUCAACAGCUAUGCUCAUUUUGGAAUUCACUAUGACAUGCUGUCUGACAAAGUUCGCACAGAAUCAUAUAGAGAUGCUAUUCUUAAUAACAAAGAAACAAUUAAAGACAAAGUGGUAUUGGAUCUUGGAUGUGGUACAGGUAUACUAUCAAUGUUUUCGGCGUCAGCAGGAGCAAAGAAAGUAUAUGCAUUAGACCAAUCUGAAGUUAUUUAUCAUGCAAUGGAUAUUAUAAGAGAAAACAAUCUAGAUCAUAAUAUAAAAACAAUUAAAGGUAGGCUAGAAAAUACAAAACUUGACGAUAAAGUUGACAUAAUAGUAUCAGAAUGGAUGGGUUAUUUUCUACUUUUUGAAGGAAUGUUGGAUAGUGUGAUAUAUGCACGUGAUAACUGCUUAAAACCUGGUGGCUUAUUGCUACCAAAUAAAUGUAACAUUAGCCUAUUAGCCAAUGGCGAUAUUGACACACACAAAAAAUUAAUAGAAUUUUGGUCCGAUGUUUAUGGUUACAAAAUGAAUUGUAUGAAAUCUGAAGUAGUUAGAGAAGCAAGUAUAGAUGUUGUACCAUCUAAGCACAUUUUGUCUGAACCUUGUAUUGUUAAAGAAAUUGAUAUUUAUACUUGUAAUAUUGAUACACUAAACUUUACAUCGAAUUUCAAUUUACCGAUAACAAAUGACGGUUUUAUUACAUCACUUGUUGGAUAUUUUGAUACAUUCUUUGAUCUUCCUCAAAGUGUUUCGUUUACAACAGGGCCUCAUAAAACACCAACACAUUGGAGACAGACAGUUUUCUAUUUUAGAAAUUGUGUUGAAGUUAAAAAAGGUGAUGUUAUUGAAGGCACAAUUACUUGUAACAGACAGAAAACAGAUGUAAGAGCACUUACGGUACAAAUAAACGUAUUCGGUAAAGUACAUAAGUUUAUACUAAGCUAAUUUUAUUAAAUGAUUAGAUUUUUUGCUAUUAUUAGUUUUGUUGAACAUAAUAAGUAUGCUUGCUAAAAAGCUUACAACUGCUUAAGGCAAGGAAAGUUUGACUUUCUAAACUAGAAUACCUAUGUAGAAUUAUUAAUAUUGUGAUAUAAAUAAAAUAUGUCAAAAUAAUUACCUUGUGUAAGAUUUGGUUUUGUAUUUGUUUUUAUGUAAUUGUAACUAGUGUACAAUUUUAUCAUAAACAUUAUAGUGUAUAAUUUUUUAGUUAUAUUAUUUUCUUAUAUGGGAAUUUAUAUUUCAUGUAUGCAUUUAUAUAUGUUUUUGGUAUAAGCUCCAAAACUUUUGAAGAGCAGCCUUUGGUCCAGUAGUUGGAUAUUAACUGGAUGUUAUUUUACUUUAUAUCAUUAAUUAAUACGUUAUUCAAUCUCAUGUCCUUUUUUAAAAAAAAAUGACGCACAGUACAUAUUUAUAAAUUGUUAUGACACUGCCCAUUAUGAUUUUAUUCACUGAAUGUUAAAGUGCAUUUUCAGUGCAAUGCCUUUCUAACUCCAAAUAUAUGUCAUAUGUAUAUAUUUUGGUUGAUAUGUUAUAUGAAUAGGAAAGGUACCUCUCUUUGGAAUAUUAAGCCUGUCCAAUAAGCUAUGUUGAUAGCCGACUUUCUACAUACAACCAAAACGCUGCCCACUAUAUAAUAUUAUAAAUAGAUUGUGUGAUAAUAUUUUGUAUAUAAUUAUGUAUUAUGUUAUGAUAAUGUUGUAUUUCAUGAUAAUGUAACUGGUUACAUUUUAAUGUUUGUUUGAAUUUCAAUGAGUUCCCUUUAACAGUCUUAAAUAAUACAAAUAUUAAAUAUCUUUAUGGUUUUAAUAUUAAAAAUAAAUAUUGUAUCCAACCACUCAAAGUUUUCAAGAGAAUAAAAUACAAGGCUUAUAAUAUGUGGCUUAAGAAAUGUAAAAAUAUCUAAAACUGUAACUCAUUUGGAUUAAAAUAAUUAUUAACAAAUAUUUAUAAUGUUAAUAUUAUUCCUUAAGAAAAUUAUGUGCUUUUUUCCAAUGAGAGAAAUUAAACUGUUUAAGCGAUGUAUGUUCCUCGUAAGAUCUUCAGUUGUUAU